This is a messenger RNA of Spinacia oleracea (spinach), 1473 nucleotides long. RefSeq lists its product as uncharacterized. The coding region runs from base 437 to 1228 and encodes 263 amino acids. The record is from RefSeq and is a predicted model, not a curated record. The transcript is spliced from 5 exons. NCBI's taxonomy places the organism in Eukaryota, Viridiplantae, Streptophyta, Magnoliopsida, Caryophyllales, Amaranthaceae. Gene Ontology annotation, cellular component: chloroplast.
CUCAUACUUAAUCUAAACCCAUCUCCUCUACCAUGCUAGAACCAUAGUCACCGUACAAUCCAUCUCCAUCUUUAAUUCUUCAGUCUUCUUCAUCUUCUUCAGUUUCUCUUCGAACUCUCGGCUCUAAUUCAUUUUUCAAGAUUUGGACAAAGCUGCGCGACUGAUUUCGGGUUGGAGAGACAGGUUGCGCACGGGUGGGGCAAAGCUGUGCAAAGGUUGUGCAGGUGCUUUACUGGUUGCUAAGUCUGGAGCUCAACUUGCUGCUUCCAGUGAGGGUGUUUCUCUGAUUGUCCCUGACACAUCUCCAAGGGUGAUAAAUCGAGAAGAUGGAAAUACAGUGGAUAUGCUGGGAUGAAGCUGAUAGAUGUUUGUCUUUUAUCAUUAAUUAACCUGUCCAUAUCCCAUUUGAAAAAAGAUUUGUAGUAACGUUGUCAUCAUGAAUUCUCUGUCAUCUUUCUUGUGCUCAUCAGCUCACCAACAACCUCCACUUUCUAAUAGAUUAAGACUCCGUUCUAAUUGCCUCCACCAGUAUUCUCAUAGCCAAUGCAGUUACCCUCGUCACUCUGUUGGACUUUCAUCCAUUCGCCACUCAUUAGUUCGUGCUACAACUCCAUCAGAAGAAGGGGUUGUUGCUGUUAUGAAUUUUGAUGAUUUAGUUGAGAAAGAUUGGUCGUUCCUUGAAUACAGUAGCACAAGUUCCAGGGAAGAACAUGACAACAAGACUGACCGAAUUAUCUCUGCUGGAAAUGUGGUGAAGACCUCAAAGGUCCUGGUUUCUAUAGGUUCAGAAGAAUUUGUUGAUCGGUUGGUUGAGUCUUCUCCAUGCCAAAUUCUGCUCAUUGUUCAUGAGUCCCUCCUAUCACUUGCAUGCAUCAAAGAGAAGCAUGACAAAGUUAAGUGUUGGCAAGGAGAAUUCAUUUUUGUACCUGAAAAGUGGGACCCCUUGGAUGUUGUUUUCCUUUAUUUCUUGCCUGGUUUACCCUUUCAACUUGAUGAGAUCUUCAAAACACUUGCCGGUCGCUGUUCACCAGGUGCAAGAGUGGUGAUCAGUCAUCUCCAAGGAAAGCAGGCAUUAGAGCAGCAACGACAACAAUACCCUAAUGUCAUUGUCUCUAACUUACCCGAGAAGAUGACUUUGGAGAACGUUGCAUCUAAUUAUUCAUUUGUGUUGAAGGAAUAUGUUGAUGAUUCAAGCUUUUAUCUGGCAGUUUUGGAGUUCAAGACUUGAAUGGCUUUCAUUUUUGUGAGUUAUCAAUGGUCUAAUAUAUUUCAAGGAAGUUUUGGAGUUCAAGGCAAAAAGCCUACAGAUGCUAACUAUGGAGGCUGUGUUGAUUGAUUUUAAUUCCUUCAACCUACACCAUUUUGUGAUAUUUUUUUGAAAGUUGUCUUUAGGCAUAAAUACUGUAUAUCUGCUACAGUUUUGUGAAUUCUGAAACAGUUUUGUUAUUCAUAUAUAAUAUGCAUUUUACAUCA